This is a messenger RNA of Oikopleura dioica, 447 nucleotides long. The record is from the annotation of a GenBank genome assembly. NCBI's taxonomy places the organism in Eukaryota, Metazoa, Chordata, Appendicularia, Copelata, Oikopleuridae.
AUGAUCCAGCUACUUUUUGCGAAUGAGUAUCAGAACUCAGCCAACUUUCGGCGAGUUGACAGACGGAACACGAGGAAAAACGUUCAUUCCAAAUCUGCCAUUGGCGCUGGAGCAAAGAUGGGGAUGAUUUCUGUUGCAGGAGCGCCAAAUAUCAUCGGUAAAAUUCGACGCCCAAGUUAUGUCAAGACCCAGGAUCAUGCGAUAACGAUUGAUCGAAUACAGCGACUUGUUACUGAAACUCCUAAGGUUCCAAGAAAGACGGUAUUCAUGGCGAAUAUGGAGCAAAACUGGAAGCACGUGGACUCCGUCGCUUGGGUUAUUCUGCUGACAACAGCCUUUGAAUGCCUAAUUGAAGGUGAGAAUCAGACUGUAAAUCGCAGUGACUGUCACUUUCACUCUGAUUAUGUCUGGAACGGGGCCCUGUGUCUCCCUGAUUUUAAAAAGUAA